AUGCCAAAAUGGUUCAACUAUAGCUGGACUCAAGGUAUCCUUCCUUCAUCGCUCAAAUCAUUAUAUCUUGGAUACUAUUUCGACCAACCCCUUCUGCCAGGCAUGCUACCUACAUCUCUCACCUCAUUGGAGUUGGGACGCAAUUUCAAUCAGGAGCUUCCUCCAGGAGUACUGCCAGCCUCUCUCAAAGUACUCAUAUUUGAGAGGUACUGCCUAUUCAAUCGACCUCUGGUCCCAGGGUCACUACCUGACUCUCUGACAAGGCUAGAGAUUGGUGAAAACUUCAGUCAUCCAAUAAUUGCUGGAACUCUUCCGUCGUCCCUUACCACUCUAACAUUAGGAAUGACAAAGGAAGAUUCCUUGGUCCAAUCUGGUCAAUUACCAGACUCAAUUAACACCCUAUGUUUAGGACCUGGUUGGACAUCUGGUAGAAUUAAGUAUCCACAAUCUCUGACUUCAUUGAAAAUGUCAUUCUGGAGAGGCUCCUUCAACAAAGAGUAUCCAUUGCCUCCAACACUCCAAACAUUGGUGAUCAACAAUAACAAAACAAUCCCAAGUGGAACACUCCCCGAGUCUAUCACAUCAUUGGACCUAGGCUAUAGUCACGAGUCCGCACUGACUGAAGGAGUGCUACCAUCAAACAUCAAGAUGCUGAAGAUGGGCCAUCUUUACAAACUAAAGGCUAAAGAGACUGUGCUACCAGAUGGUCUAACUCAUCUCGAGAUUGAUCGUUACAGACAACUAACGUAUGUUCCAAAGAGACUGGAGUAUCUGCACAUUCAUGAGCAAUCCAAUGCCAAGUUUGGUGUGAAGUCUCUGUCGUCUCACAUUGGAACAUUGUCUCUGCGUGCUGAGGUACCAAAGUUGAAUCGACGAGGAAACAACAAUCGCCAGGCAGAGUUUAUGGAGUCGGUCGUGGCAUCCAUACCCAAUGUGAUAACGUACAAUGUUGUCUUUCAAUUGAGUAGAAACAAUCACAUCAGACAUAUAACAGUACAAUGUAGACAAGUUGAUAAUAGACAUGCAAUAUGUCUCGUUCGAUGUGGCUUGAAUUUAUAC
Acytostelium subglobosum LB1 is the source of this 1059-nucleotide messenger RNA. RefSeq lists its product as hypothetical. The transcript has a single exon. The annotation marks the transcript as partial. NCBI's taxonomy places the organism in Eukaryota, Evosea, Eumycetozoa, Acytosteliales, Acytosteliaceae. The record is from RefSeq and is a predicted model, not a curated record.